AUGUUAUUUGGAAAAGAAUGUACUGAAGGAGAAGGAAUUAAUAAAGCUCAUAAAGCAAUUAGAAGUGUUUUUGAGUUGUUAGGGGCUACUGUUAUUGCUGAUUUUUUACCUUAUCUAAGGUGGCUAGAUAUAGGAGGACACGAGAAGGCAAUGAAAGAAGUUGCUAAAGAAAUCGACUCUGUUGUUGAAGAAUGGUUAGGAGAGCAUAAAAGGAGGAGGGAUUCUAAAGGGAUUAAAUCUGGUGAGGAAGAAGAUUUCAUGGAUGUAAUGUUGUCCAUUUGUGAAAACAGAGAUUUUCCUGGGUUUGAUGCCGAUACCUCUAUCAAAGCUACUUGUAUGGCUCUGCAAUUAGCAGGAAUAGACACCAUGAUCGUAACGCUGUCAUGGACUUUAUCUUUGCUCCUAAAUGUUGGCCCAAGUAAAGGUUAG
Molecule: messenger RNA, 429 nt
Organism: Nicotiana attenuata
Lineage: Eukaryota; Viridiplantae; Streptophyta; Magnoliopsida; Solanales; Solanaceae
Product: cytochrome P450 CYP82D47-like
Exons: 2
Coding region: 1-429 (142 amino acids)
Biological process (GO): defense response to other organism
Molecular function (GO): monooxygenase activity; oxidoreductase activity, acting on paired donors, with incorporation or reduction of molecular oxygen; iron ion binding
Source: RefSeq, a predicted model, not a curated record